AACAUAAAGAUCUGUAAUUUCUCAUCUUUUUGCAUAAUAAGCAAUCCUAAAAAACAGGGUGCUUCAAAUUUAACAAAGAAAUAUUAAGCUCGUUAGCUUUCAUUCACUUAACUCCGAGAAUUUCGACCUUUGUAUGGCCAUUAAGUUGUUAACUUUCUUAGCAGAAAGGAAGGCUCUAAAAAAGUUUGUAUUUAUUUUAUCUCAUCAGACUUUCUCAAUUCACACAGAAAUUAACAAAGCUCCUAUCUGCAACUGAAGUCUCCUCCUCCAUGUUAGAGGAAUUUUCGACGAAAAAUGGUGGUGGGAAGCCAUUCCAGCCAAGCUGAAGAUCAUCUGGGUUGCCCUGCAAUCAUCUACUAUGUAAGUAUGUUGGAUUAAAUGAAAGCAUAAGCGACCCCAACUUGUUUAUCAAGAAGAGAAAACGACUCCUAGAGCUAAGUUAGAGACUUUUUGGCGGUGGAUCCAAAUCUUGAUUCCAAAUCGAGGAAGUGUUCCUCAUGAUUAGGCUUUUUCUCUAUUGCACGCUUUAAAGUUUCAAUCUUUUCUUCAGUUUCAGUGUUUUUGUGAAUCUGGGUAGUGUUUGUUUGAGGUAAUUCUCGAUUUCUCUGUGUUGAACCAAUCAUGGGAUCGGGGUUUGUUGCUUCUGGGACUUGGCAAAGCAUACAUAUUCCAAUUUCUCGUUCAGUUUAUUGUGCUUCUUCUAGUUCAAAGCCAUCGUGUUUGGCUUCUUUGUCUUCAUUGGCAAAGCAUAAUGGAAGAAGUGGAGGCUUGGGGAAGGGUUUAGUUCAUAGUUCGGUGUUGUCAGGGUCGAGUAAGUUAAAAGGUUCUAGCUUGAAGCAAGCUUGUACUGCUAAUUUUGAGGAGUUUUGCUAUGAUGACAUGUCUGAUCAGGUUGAGGAAUUGUCUCGGAAGUUGGAUGUUGGUAGUCGUUAUGACGAAUAUCAAGAGGGGAAUACAUCUUGGGCUAUGUCGAAAGUUUCGAGGUCUAGGUGGUUGGCAAGAGAAAAGAGGAAAGAUGGUGUUCUUUCAAUGCAGUUUUCGAGGUUAAAGCUUAAUGCUUUAGAGCAAUCUCUGCUUGGGAUUCAUCCUGAGCCACCAGACUGGCCAGAGAGAAGUGAAAUUCUUCUAGCAGACAUUGCACGGAAGGCAAACAGCCUCGAAUUUCCUACGUCUCUAAGGUUGUUGAAGAAGAAGCAUCAACAAUGGGAGGAGAGUUCCAGACAAGUAGGGGAGUACACUGCUUUUAGCUCUGUGAGCAAGGCCUUUUCGUCCAUGGUAUUUAUCAUCCAUGAGCUUCAUAGCUAUGCUUUAAGUAUAGGGGGAUGUCUAUACUGUGAAGACUUUAAGGAAAUUAUAUCAAAGGUGCAGAGUGAAAUGAACUCUUCAUUCGUCUGGUUGUUUCAGCAGGUCUUUGCAAGGUCACCAACUCUCGUGCUGUAUGUGAUGAUCUUAUUGGCGAAUUUCAUGGUUUAUUCAAUGAAUGGUAAGAAUUCUGUUAUUUCAGAUACUACUCCUAUGCCUGAUGUGGCCUGGACUUUGGGUAAGUUUCUGCAAGAACCGCUGGAACCAUCCAUAUGGUUUUAUGACGGGGACGAUGAUCCUUGUGAGGAAGGCGAAGUAAGCCCAAGUGAGAGUGAAAAUAAGGAUGGGGCUGGCCUUAAGUUGUUCAAGUUUCCUACUGAAAAGAUAUCUGAUGUUUCGUCGUUGAAUGACGAGGAGUUGAACUUGUGGAACUCAGUCCUGGAAAAAGCUUCUAAUAUGCAGGCAGAAUUGAGGUCUCCUCAUCUUGACCAUGAGACCGUGAAAAACUUUGUGUCACCUGUAACUGUGAAUCUCGAAUCAGAUGAUUAUGACUGCUACUCUAAGACAGAUAUUUUGUACCAGAUGAGCUUAGCUCGGGAGCCAGAUAAUACACUUUUACUGUCAAACUAUGCACAAUUCCUCUACCUCGUGGCUCAUGAUAAUAACAGAGCGGAGGAAUGCUUUAGGCGAGCAGUGCAGGCUGAGAAACCUGAUGCCGAGGCUUUGAGCCUGUAUGCAGACUUCUUGUGGUAUGUGCGGAACGACAUUUGGGCUGCAGAAGAGAAAUACCUGCAAUCACUGGCAGCUGAGCCCUCGAACCCCUAUUACGCCUCGAGGUAUGCCUGUUUCCUUUGGCGUACUGGGGGCACUGACACUUGCUACCCUCUUGAAUCCUAUGAUAAAGUUUAGUAAUUAGCAACUAAAGAUACUGGGCUGUAUAUGUUCCUGGUGCUUUAUUACUCACAAAAUCUAGUAAUGAGCUGCCGCACUAAAUAGAUUAGUUAUCAAUACCAGAGUAAUUCCACUGAGGAAAUAAAAAUCUUUCUCGUUGGAGACCAGAUUAAUUGCAAAAUUAGUUAAUCCAGUUUCAUGACCUCAGUCAAUCCAGAAUUAGCUUGUCCAAUUUUGUACACCAGGUUGAUCAUAAUAAGAAAUGAGUUUAGC
This is a messenger RNA of Argentina anserina (silverweed cinquefoil), 2466 nucleotides long. RefSeq lists its product as uncharacterized. The record is from RefSeq and is a predicted model, not a curated record. Lineage: Eukaryota; Viridiplantae; Streptophyta; Magnoliopsida; Rosales; Rosaceae. The transcript has 3 exons. The coding region runs from base 622 to 2211 and encodes 529 amino acids. Gene Ontology annotation, molecular function: protein binding.